This is a messenger RNA of Gadus morhua (Atlantic cod), 2138 nucleotides long. RefSeq names its product ADP-ribosylation factor-like 4D (gene arl4d). NCBI's taxonomy places the organism in Eukaryota, Metazoa, Chordata, Actinopteri, Gadiformes, Gadidae. The record is from RefSeq and is a predicted model, not a curated record. Gene Ontology annotation, molecular function: GTPase activity; GTP binding. The transcript is spliced from 3 exons. The coding region runs from base 429 to 1040 and encodes 203 amino acids.
CGCGCCGCCUCGGUACCAGUCGCAGUGGGAGACGCAGCCUGAUCGCAUCUCUUAAGACGCGCGGCUUAACCAACGCUACGGGAAAAAUAGUUUCGUGAUUAAUUGUUUGCAUUCCUCGGACCUUUUUCUGGAGAUAAGCUGAGAGUUUAAAGAAGCGGCGUUUAUCACACAGGUCUCAGGCGACGGCACAUCCCUUUCUGUCUAUCAUCUGAGAGGGGGGUCUUCAUUAGCCCUUUGAAGUUGGAUCAUCAGAGGUGUGAAUGCUCAGUCACGACAAGUGACUAUCUUCCUCAAGAGUCCUCACCAUCUGGUGAAAGCAGUCGUUGGGAAGCCCUCCAUCUGGAAAUAAAUACCAAAGGAUACCCUACCCUAUAUCCUCACAAGCCCCAAAGAAGAGACUCUUCUCAACUUUGACCCACCAGAGAACUAUGGGGAACCAGUUGACCGAGAUUGCCCCCAACACCCCCUUCCUGCCCAGCUUCCAGUCCCUACACGUGGUGGUGAUCGGCCUGGACUCGGCCGGCAAGACCUCCCUGCUCUACCGGCUCAAGCUGAGGGAGUUUGUGGAGACCAUCCCCACCAAGGGCUUCAACAUGGAGCGCAUCAAGGUGUCCAUGGGCAACUCCAAGGCGGGCGGCACCACCUUCCAGGUUUGGGACGUGGGCGGGCAGGAGAAGCUGCGGCCGCUGUGGAAGUCGUACACGCGGCGCACCGACGGCCUGGUGUUCGUGGUGGACGCGGCCGAGCCGGAGCGGCUGGAGGAGGCCAAGGUGGAGCUCCACCGGAUCAGCCGCUCCCCGGAGAACCAGGGGGUGCCCGUGCUGGUGCUGGCCAACAAGCAGGACCGCGACGGAGCCCUGUCGGCCCUGGAGGUGGAGAAGGCCCUGUCCAUCCAUGAGCUGAGCUCGUCCACGCUGCACCACACCCAGGGCUGCUCUGCGCUGGACGGCCAGGGGCUGCAGCCCGGCCUGGAGAAGCUCUACGAGAUGGUCCUCAAGAGGAAGAAGAUGCUCCGCCACAGCAGCAAGAAGAAGAGAUGAGCCGGACAUCAGGACCGCCAUGAGAGAAGCGGCCUCGAGAAUAGAGAAGAUGUAUUUUUUUUGGUUAUUUUCGGUCCAUUGGAGGGUUGACUUGUCGCGCACACAGGGUGAAAGGGUGCGCUUUGUCCUUGGAAGGACAAUCUAAAAUGCAGACGAAGACUGAAGGAAUACGGACAGAUGCAGGUUAGUAACACAACUUGUGGACGAUGUGUUGAGUUUCUUUUUUGGGGGCGUGUCCUAAGCCCUCCAUACAGCAGCUCGCUGCUGACCCACAAUCCCUCUCUUCCAUCACACUUGAGUAGAAGUACUUCUCCUGGAAAACCACGUUGUCGUCACGUCACGCUUUCUUCUAAGAGCAAACAAGGAAACGGUGCUGCGCAUGGAACUAAAGACAAGCUGACCGAUCAGUGCAAUAUACGUUCCGAACGCAACCAAACGCGACACUCUUGACUCACUCUUUUACCUUGGUGGAUGUGCACAAAUGGAACACCCUCCCCCUUUGACUCACACAGCCUCCUGUUAGGACUUAAGACUCACCGAACCUGUCGUGUCAGUGCAAUGCUAGACCAGCCCUAUAGCACACGUUUUCCUACCACUCCUUUUGAUAGAAGACUUCUUUCACUUAAGUGUACCACGUUCCUUACAGUUCACCAAGUCGCAUGUGUGACCAUAGCUCUUUUGUUGACCAAAAGACUAUAGAUAUACUGGUUGUUAUGUUUUUCAUUUUUUUGUACCUUAUCCUGAGCCUAAAAGAGGUGUUAAUAGUGUUAAGCUUUAAGACGACGGUGGAGUUGUGCCAUCCGACUCUUCACAGCGUCACGGUGUCUUUCAUGGUGUCCGGCGAGUGGACGGACACAAUGGCGUCUAAUGUGGGACAAACAAGCCCUGAAGCAGCUUGCCUUUAUCACGUAUAGGUUUAAGUUUCCUUUUCAGUUUCCCGCCACUGUUGUCGUGUUCACGGUUCAAUGUUUUGCACGGCUGGAUAUCUGGUUGGCUGGUUUGCCCAGCGAAGUUGUAACCACAAAACGUUUCUUUUACAUAUUGUACAUAUGUUUUUGUAAUACUUAUGUAAAAUGAAUAAAUUAUUGAACAAUAUGC